AUGGCAAGCCCAAGAGUGUUAGGGACUGCUUUCCUGGUCUUGCUUAUUUUAGACCUCACCUUUGCUGCUAGGACACUGCAGUCAAUCAGUGGAGGUGGAGGUGGAGGGCAGGGAGGAGGUGGUGGUGGUGGUUCUGGAUCAGGACUCGGGUCAGGUUAUGGUUCUGGGUCUGGAUAUGGGAGCGGUGAAGGAUAUGGUGCUGGUGGUCAUGGAGGAGGUGGAGGCAGAGCGGUGAAGGAUAUGGUGCUGGUGGUCAUGGAGGAGGUGGAGGCAGAGGCGGAGGCGGGGGCGGAGGCGGUGGCAGUGGUGGAGGCAAAGGGUCAGGUUCUGGCUAUGGGUCUGGUAGCGGCUCAGGCUAUGGUUCCGGUGGUGGGAUAG
Messenger RNA from Populus euphratica (Euphrates poplar), 378 nucleotides. Its product is annotated as putative glycine-rich cell wall structural protein 1. The transcript has 2 exons. Lineage: Eukaryota; Viridiplantae; Streptophyta; Magnoliopsida; Malpighiales; Salicaceae. Bases 1 to 378 code for a protein of 125 amino acids. The record is from RefSeq and is a predicted model, not a curated record.